Messenger RNA from Candida tropicalis MYA-3404, 573 nucleotides. RefSeq lists its product as uncharacterized. The record is from RefSeq and is a predicted model, not a curated record. Lineage: Eukaryota; Fungi; Ascomycota; Pichiomycetes; Serinales; Debaryomycetaceae. The annotation marks the transcript as partial. The transcript has a single exon.
AUGAUUAACAAUCAAGUAAACUCAUCCAACUAUAUUAAAUACGCUUGGAUAAUAAUAUCAAAGAAUGAUCCUUCAUCUCAGAGUAUAUCAUUUGAAAAAUUUAGUUAUAAAUAUUCAAAGUUCAUUAGAAAUUUGAUUAUAAAUUCUCAACUUACUUCCAGCAAUUUAAUUAUUAGUUUAUAUUACUUGUACAAACACUACCAUCAGAACACAGUAUUGAAUCAUUCCAUAAAUAAUCAUGAUAAUAAUGAAAUAAAUUCCGUAAUUGUUUACAAUAUCAUUAUUUCCUUGGUUCUUUGUAAUAAAUGUUUAGAUGAUCAAUCAUAUACUUUAAAAACUUGGUUGAUUAUCAUUAACAACAGUUUAUCUAAUAAGAAAUUGAUCAAUAUUGAUUUGAAAUUGUUGAAUUAUUUGGAAGGUUUCUUUUUAUCUUCCUUAAAUUAUGAAUUGGGUUUCAAGAGUAUGAAUCAAGCUCACGAAUUUUGGGAAAUCUUUGAUGUACAAAAGAAAUUGUCACAACCUCAACAAUUACAAUCACAAUCACCACAUCAAUAUAUUCCACAACUUCAAUCA